AUGCUGCAGGCGAGCUCGGAGCGGCCGGCGGCCGCGGCGGGCCUGCUGUGGGUGCCCGGGAUGAGCCCGUGGCCGACGAUGGACGCGGGGUUGUCGACGAGGGCGCAGGAGAUCGCGCGGCGGCGGGAGGAGAUGCUGAGGAUGCUGCACGACCUCCCCGAGUCCGAGUACGAGCUCUCGCUCACCGACCUCGUCGAGAAGGCCGGCGGCGGGGCCGACGGCGACGGCGGCGAAGCCGACGCUGCUGCUGCGGCUGCGCCCGCGCCCGCGGCGAAGACAGAGGGGAAGGACACGGCCGCGCGGUCGGCGUCUGGCGGGCAGCAGCAGGCGCCGCCGGCAGCGGGGAAGCCCGAGCGGAGGGCGUCGGCGCGGCGGCGGGACAGCGGGAGCGUCGGCGGGGGCAGCUUCCGCAGCAGCAGCGACGGCGUCCUGCUCAACUUCUACAUGCCACGGUCGCUCACCCGGAGCUUCACCGCGCCGCGCCACACCCGGACGUCGUCCGCCUCCGGCUGCCGGAGCCCCAGCGUCGCAUCCGACUGCAACAAGAGGUAA
Molecule: messenger RNA, 552 nt
Organism: Miscanthus lutarioriparius
Lineage: Eukaryota; Viridiplantae; Streptophyta; Magnoliopsida; Poales; Poaceae
Source: the annotation of a GenBank genome assembly